AUGAAGAUUGUUCGCAAGGACCUUGUUCCAGGCGGACCCGGCAGCGUUAAGAUGAUACCGGUCGAUUCCGAUGAUCUAUGGUAUGCUUAUAAUUUGAUUGCUCCAGGAGACAUAGUUAUGGCUGUCACUGUUAGGAAAGUUCUGAGAGAAAGUGCUUCUGGUGGAAGAGAUGCAGAGCGUGUGAAACUGAAGUUAGAGAUAAAAGUUGAGGAGGUUGCUGAUUAUGACAAAGUAGGAGCUGUCUUGCGUAUACGUGGAAAGAAUAUCCUGGAGAAUGAAUAUGUAAAGAUAGGAGCAUUUCACACUUUGGAACUUGAGCUGCAGCGACCUUUUGUGUUAAGAAAGGAUGUCUGGGAUUCAUUGGCCUUGCACGAACUCAAUCAAGCCUCUGAUCCUGCUGCAAGUGCUGAUCUAGCUGUGAUCUUAAUGCAAGAAGGAUUAGCACAUGUUCUCCUUGUUGGUAAAAGUAUGACAAUUACUCGUUCACGGAUAGAAACUUCAAUUCCUCGCAAGCAUGGACCUGCCAUUGCAGGUUAUGAGUCGGCUUUGAGUAAAUUCUUUGAGAAUGUAUUACAGGCUUUCUUGAAGUAUGUUGAUUUCAGUGUUGUCCGCUGUGCUGUGAUUGCAAGUCCAGGUUUCACAAAGGAUCAGUUUCAUCGUCACCUAUUGUUGGAGGCAGAAAGAAGACAGCUGAGAUCUAUCAUUGAAAACAAGUCGCGAAUAAUUCUUGUGCAUACAAGCUCAGGUUACAAGCAUAGUUUGAGGGAGGUUCUGGAUGCUCCAAAUGUUAUGAAUAUGAUUAAAGAUACUCAAGCAGCACAAGAGGUCCGAGUUCUCCAAGAUUUCUUCGGCAUGCUUUCAAAUGAUCCAGAUCGUGCAUGCUAUGGACCAAAGCAUGUUGAAGUUGCUCAUGAACGAAUGGCUAUCCAAACCCUUUUGAUAACAGAUGAACUCUUCAGGAAUGCGGAUGUAGUAGCAAGGCAAAAGUAUGCCAAUUUGGUGAAAUCAGUGAAGGAUUCAGGGGGCACUGUUCAUAUUUUUUCUUCUUUGCAUGUUUCAGGAGAACAACUGGCACAAAUAACUGGGAUCGCUGCAAUCCUUCGUUUCCCUCUACCAGACCUAGACGACAUAGAGAUGUAA
Messenger RNA from Prunus armeniaca (apricot), 1140 nucleotides. NCBI's taxonomy places the organism in Eukaryota, Viridiplantae, Streptophyta, Magnoliopsida, Rosales, Rosaceae. The record is from the annotation of a GenBank genome assembly.